Molecule: messenger RNA, 1159 nt
Organism: Paramacrobiotus metropolitanus
Lineage: Eukaryota; Metazoa; Tardigrada; Eutardigrada; Parachela; Macrobiotidae
Product: ribonuclease Oy-like
Exons: 2
Coding region: 394-1023 (209 amino acids)
Biological process (GO): RNA catabolic process
Cellular component (GO): extracellular region
Molecular function (GO): ribonuclease T2 activity; RNA binding
Source: RefSeq, a predicted model, not a curated record
ACGGUUUUUCGCUGUUUGGCAACAGCAUGAUGGCGAUGCACUGGAAUUGCGGUGUUUAAUUAUUCGGGCCGAUAUAUAACCAUUCAGGCUUAUUUUGGUACUACGUAGUAGAAUAAUUAACGUUUCAUCGCGAAGUACAUCGUUUUUAUUUUUAGAGUAAAGAGUAACUAAUUUUUGUUUUAAAAAAAUGCAGCACGUAAGUUUUCUCGUGUGCGGCAUUGCUUUCACGAGUAUCAUCCAAUGGACCAUUCUGGAAGCGGUGUUAUUUCCACAUCCUCCGCCAAAACAUCAUAAAAAUUCGAAACUGCUUGCAGACGAUGCAUUUGACUUCCUGCUCUUUGUACAACGCUGGCCAGCAUCAGUCUGUGUAAAUGGGCAUUUCACCAGUGGAGUAUGUGCGUUCCUCCUGGGUUAUCUGCAACUGAUUGGAUAAUACAUGGCCUAUGGCCGUCCAAAUUCAAUUCCAGCGGUCUAGAGCACUGCCGUACCAUCCCCUUUAACCCUGAUCCCUUGCAACCGCUCCUCAACGACCUCAACGCCUUUUGGCCUAGUCUGACCGCUACGAAACGACCGGACAAAUUUUGGGGUCACGAAUGGAAGAUGCACGGCACCUGCGCCCAGAGCCUAGCUUCUUUGACUGGCGAACUGAACUACUUCCACCGCUCCCUGGAGUUGCGGGCGCAGUAUAAUCUGUACAACGUUCUCCAGGGGCAGAGUAUCGUGCCAAGUUCCAAUAGGACCUAUACCCAUGACGAUGUGGCCGGAGCCUUACAGCGACAGUACAAUAAGCGGAUUGGUGUUUAUUGCUCGUAUAGUAACGUUACAAGCCAGCACUACUUUGCGGAAGUAAGAGUUUGUCUGCAGAAAGAUUUAUCCUUGAUGGACUGCCCGGAUUACGUCACGCAUACCGAAGAAGCAUCAUCGUGUCCGAAAAGGAAGCCGGUGCUGUACCCUGUCUUCUCUCCCAGUUCGUUUUUCGAAAUACCUGUGCACCAAAAAGGACGUAGCAACAAAAAAGGAUAGAACUUUCCCCGAUAACGCUCGGUGUCAGGAUUGUGUUCCAAUGUGUACAAUACAUUCUGUAAAGUACUCGUACUUUGUGCGUAUGUUGAUUAUCAGGACGGUGGAAGACGGCUUUGGCAUAAUCUUCCAAAUAAAA